UUGCGCUGAGGGAGCCCUGCGGACACGGCGCCAUGAGAGCCGACUCGGGGCCCCGGGUGGAGGAGGACCACCCGGUGAGCGGUGCGGGGCGCGUCGGCCGCUGUCCCGGGGCGCGGCAGACACCGACAUGCUGCGGGCCAGAAGGCGAGGGCCCAGCUAGCUCGGGGGGGCGCACGCAGGGGCGCGUUCGGCGCUCAGCGGAUAGGGUUGGGGAUGGUGGCUGGAAGGUCUUGCUUCCCAAGGCCGGACGCGACCUCCAGAAGCCUGGCGAGGAGCCAAGCCUGAAGUUUCCGGGGUCCUGAGGGCGCAUGUUGCCAUGACAACGCCUCGCACCCCUGUCGCCCCUGCGCCUGCCAGCGAGGCUCUUCCUAUCGACUCCUGCCGGAGGGCAUUCAGCCGCCCGGGAAGAGAUCGCCGUUGGUCAGCGGGGACUUUUAAUCCCGCUCUUCUCUCUCUUCCCUCGAACAAAUCACCGCAACCACUUGGGAAACAUCGUGAUUGCUCCCCCGCGCUGCUGGAGUCUCUCCUCUCGGGCGCGUGAGCCCGGACUCCGACGCCCCCUCUUCCGCAGGAGUAGACGGGAAGAGCCACCCCAGGCCUCCGCGCUCCCCCUCGCUCCCACCCUGCAGGGAGGAGGCUGCGGGCCCCCGCGGCCGGUGCGGCGCAGCCCGAUGACGCGUUGCGCCUGCGCGCGGGCCCGCUGGGCGGAUGCGAACCCGGGCGGGGUGCGAGCGCCCAGCCGCUAGAGCGGGCGGCUGCCGGGCAACCUGGCCUCAGACGGGAUGGGGAAGAAGCAGGUGCGUCCUCCACGAGCCCUUCCACCUGUGCCAAGAUGAUAUUCCACUUAGUCGUCCUAAGAAGAAGAAGCCCAGAACAAAAACCACGCUAGCUAGUGCUUCUUUGGAAGGUAUUGUUCAGACUGCUGUUCACAGGCCACCUGAGGGCAAUGAGCCAACUAAAGACCCCAUAGAACAUCAAGAAGCUCCUGUUCAAAGGAGGCAGAAGAAGACAAGGCUACCUCUUGAAUUCGAGACUGCCUUUGCCCAGAAGACGUCUAGUCCAUCUUUAUUACCAAAUGAAAAUGGUAUCAAUGUGGAACCAGCUGAGGAGCCAGUUAUUCAAAAACCUCGAAAGAAGACAAAGAAAACCCAGCCAGCAGAAUUACAUCAUGCCAGUGAGCUAGGGGUCGAAGAUGAAGACAUAAUUACUGAUGAGCAAAAUAGUCCAGAACAACAGUCAGUGUGGACGGCACCCACUGGAAUUAGCCAGCCUGUAGGCAGAGUGUUUGUGGAGAAAAGCCGGCGAUUCCAGGCUGCUGAUCGCUCAGAGCUGAUAAAGACCACAGAAAAGAUAGAUGUGUCAAUGGACAUGAAGCCUCCCUGGACGACCAGAGAUGUUGCACUAUCCGUGCACCGGGCUUUCAGGAUGAUUGGUCUCUUUUCUCAUGGCUUCUUGGCUGGCUGUGCUGUGUGGAAUAUUGUUGUGAUAUAUGUUCUAGCAGGAGAUGAGCUUUCUAACCUCUCAAACCUUCUGCAACAAUACAAGACGUUAGCAUAUCCAUUCCAGAGUCUUCUCUACUUGCUUUUGGCUCUAAGUACAGUUUCAGCUUUUGACAGGAUUGAUUUUGCUAAAACAUCAGUAGCCAUCCGAAAUUUUCUUGCCCUGGAUCCAACAGCUUUAGCAUCUUUCUUGUACUUCACUGCUCUUGUGUUAUCUCUGAGUCAACAAAUGACAAGUGACAGAAUCCACCUUUACACACCUUCUUCUGCUAAUGGUAGCCUCUGGGCAGAAGGAAUUGAGGAACAGGUUCUCCAGCCAUGGAUUGUGGUGAAUCUGGUGGUGGCCCUUCUGGUUGGAUUAUCUUGGCUUUUUUUGUCUUAUAGGCCAGGCAUGGAUCUUAGUGAAGAGUUGAUGUUCUCCUCAGAUGUGGAAGAAUAUCCUGAUAAAGGACUCAAAGCCUCUUCAUAGUGCCAGCUCACCUUCAGAGUAAUGACCUAACAUUUAGAAAUUUUCCCAUUCUUAUUUUUAAAUGUAUUUUUAUAAGAUAUGUACAGAUGUAUUUGAAAUUGAUUUUUUGAUUAUAUAAUAGUGAAAAAUUUCUCAGGAUUAUGGAAAAUGUUAAAAUUGUAUUUGCAAUUUAUACCCAAACAUUAAUUUCUAUAGCAUUAUCGUCUUUAUGACAAAGGAGAUAAUGAGCUAGCAACCAGCAGGUGAAAGUGUUUAAUUUCCUAUUUCCUCAGAUUAAUUGCAUUUAUAAUCAUUAUCUUUAAAAGCUCUAAUACAGUGCUUUUAAAAAAGCCAUAACUUCAGUAUUACAAAAUAUGUAUCAGGUUUAAACAUAAAUUUAGGGAAUAGGGAAGAAGGAGGAAAAAAGGACCUUCAUUAUUUAUUUUUCAUGUCUCCUUACUGAAUAAAUUGAAAUAUGAAAUUUG
Molecule: messenger RNA, 2432 nt
Organism: Hippopotamus amphibius kiboko
Lineage: Eukaryota; Metazoa; Chordata; Mammalia; Artiodactyla; Hippopotamidae
Gene: TMEM237
Product: transmembrane protein 237
Exons: 12
Coding region: 709-1968 (419 amino acids)
Biological process (GO): cilium assembly
Cellular component (GO): ciliary transition zone
Source: RefSeq, a predicted model, not a curated record